Postia placenta MAD-698-R-SB12 is the source of this 1029-nucleotide messenger RNA. RefSeq lists its product as hypothetical. Bases 1 to 1029 code for a protein of 342 amino acids. The record is from RefSeq and is a predicted model, not a curated record. Gene Ontology annotation, molecular function: metal ion binding; superoxide dismutase activity. The transcript is spliced from 3 exons. Lineage: Eukaryota; Fungi; Basidiomycota; Agaricomycetes; Polyporales; Adustoporiaceae. Gene Ontology annotation, biological process: superoxide metabolic process.
AUGGCAACGUUUGCUAUUCGGCUGGCCGCAAGCAGCUCUCGAGCGGCACGGCGCACCCCCGCAUGGACACAUGGCCCAUGGAUGCGAACGCGGAGUCUGCAUGAACGGAGGCCGCUUGCAUAUUCAAUUGAGGAGGGUCUGGGUGAUUUCCUGCCUCCUCGGGCAUUGAAGACAAUUGCUGAGGACUACCAGGAGGGGCUGUUGGAGAGACUGAACGAGCAGGUCAGAGAUACUGCGCUGGAAGGCAAGAGCGUCACGCAAACUGUGGUGGAAGCGGCCCGUGAUCCCAGCCAGGUGCUGGCAUGGAACUACGCCAGCGAAGCUCUAAAUAAUUCGUUCUUCCUGGACUGUCUCAGACCACCAAAAACUGGUAGCAGCUCGAACCAAGCAGCCCUUAGCACGUCCACCAUGUUCACCCGGAUCCGAGAGCAGUACGGCAGCCUCGAGCAAUUCAAAUCGACGUUCAGCGCCGCGGCGCUCGCCAUGUUCUCUUCUGGCUGGGUGUGGUGUGUCUGUGACGAGUUCGGUAAAAUCGCCGUGUACCCAACCUUUGGGCCUGGCACGCUCCUUGUGCGCUCCGGUGAGAGCGCGUUCCAGACCGAAUGGAGCAAGGUCCUUGGCGAGAUCAUUGUCAAGCGCGCACAAGAGCAAGAACCUCUCAAGAGCCCCGCCGCUCCUGCCUCACCGUCCUCUGGUGCCUCGCACCCCGCGCAACCGCUGCAGCCGCCGGCACAGUCACGGAGCUUCUCGACGACGGCUUCUUCGCGAGAUGACCUCAGCGGCUUCGUGCCCAACAAGGAUGACAUUAACAACAUUUUCUCAGAAGGUCGCAUAGAGGAUGAGCAGAAGGAUCACGUCGGCGACACACUAUUUCCCCUGUUCUGCGUAUCGGUUCACGAGCACGCAUGGAUGAGUGCGGGGUAUGGAGUGUGGGGCAAGGAGGAGUACAUGCAGCGAUUCUGGUCAGUGCUGGACUGGGAGCGCGCCGAGAAGGCGUACAACCACUGGAGUGCGCGCAGGUUUGAGUGA